AUGAAGGUGUUGGCUCAUUCUGCAGUAUUCUCGUUGAUUUUUCUAUCUCUCUGUCAAUCGAUCUUCAGUAGUAAUAGUGUAGAUGAAGAAUGGUCGAAUUACAUCCAACGAUAUGGUAAAAAAUACGUGACAGAUGCAGAAAAUCAACUACGCAAAUCGAUUUUUGUCUUCAAUCUACAUGAAAUUGAACGACAUAAUGCCCAAGUUAACCGAACUUACACAAAGGCCGUCAAUCAGUUUUCUGAUUUAACUCAAUUGGAAUUCGAAACCGAAAUUCUCACGCCACAAUUAGCCUUUGCUCCUAUUCCAAAUUCACCACCAACACCUGUGCAAACUCGUUCAUCAUCAUCAACCGCUUGCACAGUUCCAAUGAAUUGUCGUCGUGACGCGAGCAACUGUUGUAUCUCAUCAUCAAAUCCUAAUGCUUGUUGCUCAGCUCUUGGUUUAGGUAGUUGGAAUCGUCGUCAAUGUAGUUACGAUAGUGGAGUCAACGGCGUCGUACCAAAUGGAUGUAUUCACCAUGAUUCACAAUGUUGUCGAUCAUCAGGAAAUCCAAGUGAAUGUUGUGCAGCACUUGGUUUUGCCUGGUGGGAUGGAGAAUGGUGCCGUGGUGCUCAUCCUGCUAAUGUACCAGAUGGAUGCCAAGCUUCAAACAGUCACUGUUGUUCAGAAAGUACAAUGCCACAGAAAUGUUGUGAAGUAUUUGGUUUUGAUUUUUACGAUGGAGCGUAUUGUCGUCAAUCAACUUGGUGGGGUGGACGCGGGGAUCUUUUGCCGAAUGGUUAUCCCAAAGAUUUCGAUUGGACAUCAAUGACCUACCAAACUGUUACUAAUGCGAAAAAUCAAGGUGGAUGUGGAACUUGCACAUUCUUUGCGGUCGCCGCUGCAUUAGAAAGUGCUUAUGCCAUUCGACAUGAACGGGAUGCUGUUCCUCUGUCAGAACAACAACUGAUCGACUGUUCUAUUCCAGGCAAAGGCGGCUGUUGGUCAUCGAAUUUCGAUGAUUCAAUCAAUUAUUUGAUUCGAUCGCCUAAAACAGCUUUGGCAACUGAAGCUCGUUAUCCAUAUCAAGGUCUUCAUGAUACCAAUUUCAAUGCACAUGCAUGUAGCGAACGUUUUGCUCAACGUAUGGGUGCGACACAUUUCUUUGAUAAUAAAGAAACAUAUCACGAUGCCUGGGACACAGUCAAUGAUGAUUUACUCAUACGACUUGUAUCCAAAGGUCCUGUCGCUAUUGCUAUUAAUGCUGAUUUUAUGGGUGGAUAUGGUGGUGGAGUUUAUCGUGGUCCGUGUCCACCACAUGUCAAUCAUGGUGUUUUACUGACGGGUUGGGGUACGGAUGCACAAACAGGUGUUCCAUUUUGGCGUGUGAAAAAUUCAUGGGGUACAGGAUGGGGUGAAAAUGGUUUUGCACGUUUUGAACGUAAACCGGGUGAAAAUCAAUGUUUUAUCUAUCAUGAAAUGACCCGUCCGACUGCCAUUUAA
Adineta ricciae is the source of this 1485-nucleotide messenger RNA. The record is from the annotation of a GenBank genome assembly. NCBI's taxonomy places the organism in Eukaryota, Metazoa, Rotifera, Eurotatoria, Adinetida, Adinetidae.